GGUGUCGGCGCUGCGGGGCGGCGGGAGCGGCGGGGCGAUGUGAGCGGGCGGCGCCAUGUCGGGCUGCGUGUGGGGCGCGGCGCCGCCGCUGCUGCUGGAGGCGCUGGGCCGGCUGUGGGAGGUGCAGGCUCCGCUGGGCAGCGGCUCCUCGGCCUCCGUGUACCGGGUGCGCUGCUGCGGGGACCCGCGGGCCCCUCCCGGCGCCGUUAAGGAGUUCGUGCCGCCCCCGGCCCGGCCCGGCCCCGCUCGCCGCCCCGUUUCCCGGCCGCCUGCAGCAGACUGCGCAGAGUACGGCUUCCGAAAGGAGCGCGCCGCGCUCGAGCAGCUCCGCGGGCACCGCAACAUCGUGACUCUGUAUGGCGUGUUCACCAACCACUACUCGGCCAACGGCCCGUCCCGCUGCCUGCUGCUGGAGCUGCUGGAUAUCAGCGUGUCCGAGUUGCUGCUGCACUCCAGCAACCAGGGCUGUUCCAUGUGGAUGAUCCAGCACUGCGCCCGCGAUGUCCUGGAAGCCCUGGCCUUCCUGCACCACAAAGGCUACGUGCACGCAGACCUCAAGCCACGCAACAUCCUGUGGAGCGCAGAGGAGGAGUGCUUUAAGCUCAUUGACUUUGGACUUAGCUUCAAAGAGGGGAAUCAGGACGUGAAAUAUAUUCAAACAGACGGGUAUCGGGCUCCAGAGGCAGAACUGCAGAACUGCCUGGCACAGGCAGGGCUCCAGAGUGAGACGGAGUGUACCUCUGCUGUGGAUCUGUGGAGUCUGGGAAUCGUUUUACUGGAAAUGUUCUCAGGAAUGAAACUGAAACAUACAGUCCAAUCUCAGGAAUGGAAGACAAACAGUUCUGCCAUCAUCGAUCGCAUUUUUGCCAGUGAAGGGGUGGUUAAUUCAGCCAUUCCAGCUUAUCACCUCAGAGACCUUAUUAAAAGCAUGCUUCAUUGUGACCAAGGCAAGCGAGCCUCUGCUGAAAAGGCUUUAUGCAGCCCAUUCUUCAGCAUUCCCUUUGCUCCUCAUAUUGAAGAUUUGGUGAUGCUCCCCACGCCUGUGCUGAGGCUGCUGAAUGUUCUAAGUGAUGCUUCUCUGCAGAGUGAAGAAGAAUAUGAAGAUAUCCUGGAAGACAUAAGGGAGGAGUGUCAGAAAUAUGGACCGGUGGUUUCCUUGCUUAUUCCAAAGGAAAAUCCUGGUAAAGGCCAAGUCUUUGUUGAAUAUGCAAAUGCUGGUGAUUCCAAAGCUGCCCAAAAAAUGCUGACUGGAAAGAUUUUUGAUGGCAAGUUUGUUGUGGCUACGUUUUACCCACUGAGUGCCUAUAAGAGAGGAUAUCUGUACCAAAACUUGCUGUAGGCCGUAGCAACAAUCAGGAGAGUUGUCUCACUCCUCUUCCUCACGUGUUUUACAGUUGAAUGUACAAAAGAGCUUCCUAGCCCUGCUUCUGAGUCAUCUGUAAAGGAGAGAUGCAAAGGACUGAAAUGGGCUUUGAAACCUUUACUGCUGCUUUGUGAUGUGCAGAGGAGGCCUGGAUGGCUUUAAGUGUGUGCUUGUGUGUGUGUUUAGUGCUUGCUUGUUUACAUUGGAUGUGUGGCUUUGCCUGCUCUGGUGGGCACUCUGGUGACUGGAAGGUGGCUGUGGGAGCCCUGCAGGCAGAACAGGUCUCAGCAAGCACUUUCAAAUGAUGGAAGUGAGACCACUGAAUGUCUUGUCCUUAGCGCCUGGUUUUGCUCUGCAGAGAGGAUUUCUUUAUUGAGCUUUCCUAUAAUACCUGUGUUCUUCUCUAGUUGGGAGGAGGAAGACCUCCCUGCCUUUAGUUGCUGUUUGUGGUGAAUCAUGAAUCAAGCAGAAGCACCACCCUCACCCUCUCAAGACUGUAUUGGGAAGACUUUGGGUUUCCACAUCCCUUAGAGCAAAAGGAAGGAAGCAAGAAAAUGGUACCUGCUGAGCCUGCAGUGCUAGCCUGUCACUGACUGCUGACCCGAGAAGAGCCGCAUGUCUCACCUGGCACAAAUGGCAUGCUGGGCUCGGAGAGCCGAGGUGUGGCUGAGCUGAACUUGCUUGUGUGUGUGGGAUAGGCAGGGACCGACUGGGUGUGGUUAAAUGUCAUCAGAGCAGUGCCAGCCUCAGUCCCAACACAACUUGUAAGCACUUUGUAGCCCGAGGUGAUGUGAAAACUGUCACAUGGAGUCAUCUUUCUAACCUGCACCCUGCUGUGCUGGCACUGACGCUCUGAGCUCUGAUGCCAAAUCAUCUGUAAUAUGCAAGUGUCUUUAGGUGAUGUUUUUGGAAAGGAGUGUGCAGUAUUCUUUGUGUGUCUGCAGGACUUCUGCCUGAGAGUCUUACAAGAAAUAACCUAUUUGUCUGUUGUUAGGUUCCACGCUUGGCUUUUCUGUGUUGUGCAUUUUGUUUUUGCAUUAACCCACCAGACUUGUCGUAGAUUAGAAGCACUGACACUUUUGGUCCUUCAUAGGUUGCACAAAGGGCCUGAGGCAAUCUGAGAUCCUGUUUGGAAAGGGCUUGGCCAGGAAUCACUCUUAACUGGCCAGAACUGAUGUCUUUCCCAGCAUCAGGGACAACAGCCGCAGGCUUCUGGAGAAAGAACCUGGGUGAGCAGCAUCACGGCUCCCCCCCAGAGCGUGUUCCCUGCUCAUGUGGCUUUAAUGCACAGGCAGAAGAUCCUCGUGUUAGCAUGGAGCAGCCAGAUGGUUACUUCCCACAGCCCAGGGGCAUGUAGACCUGUAUCUGUGUGCAGGGACAGACAGCUCGCUCCCAGCACGGAGCAGCCCUGCACAGAGGGGAGUAGCAUAUUCCAGCCUGCAGCCCUGCUACGAGGUUAGUGAUGAGGAGAACCCUCCUAUAUCACAAACCCUCCUGAAUUCUUUCCUCCAGCUGGAAUACUUGAAGGCAGCUGCCCAAACUGUCUCUGACAGUUAAUCAUACCUGAAUUAACUUGCAGUUUACUUCCUUGCAGUUUACUUCUUGCAUCUUGCUGAUGCCCGACUUGCUGGAAUCCUUCAAUAGUCCUCCUGAUUUUUUUCCCCAUGUGCAUGUGUGCAGUUUGUUGGAAGAACCAACGUCUGUAGCAUUUCACUAGUCUCUGUGCUGGCCUGGAGGCCUGGCUACUACAGCCCUUGCCAAACUUACCCAGAAAGGACCAAUCUCUUUGAAUUUUCUGUAGCCUUUGAGGUGGUAGAUUUUUCCAGGUAUAAAAAUCCCGCGGUGAGUUUUGAGGCGUGAUUUGCUGAUCAGACUGUUCGCAGAAUUAUGCUACUUUGGUGUACGUAGCUGUAAAGCAGCUUUGUGUAAUGGGGUGUGUGAUUCAUUGCUUUUAAUUCAACUGUCCUUGUAGUGAAGCAGCUUUACUGUCUGGGAGGAUUCAGAUGAUGGUUGGAUUAGGGGUUUUUUUUCCUAUGUGAAGAGCAGUGUUUAAUUUGUAUCAAGAGCUCUGAAUGUUGCUAGGUAGUAACUGACCUCAGCUCUGAGUUUUUGCUGUCUCUGGCAGCUUGGCCAUUGGUACGAACGAGCACAUUGGCCCAGAAAUUCCCAUGAUCAGUGCCCCUGUGUUAGCAGCACUGAGCUGGCUGUGUGUGCCUCAGCUGGCAGAGGCAGGGCUGAGGGAUCUGCCCAGCUAAGUGCCAGCCAUGGGAGCAUGAAAGGCUCUCACUGAUAGUGGGACCUGUGCAUCUCUCCAAUGCUGUGAGCUGCUCUGCUUUCUUUUGAGCUUAUCUCCUUGGCUUAGGAUCUUUGGUUAAGGUGAGAGCCAUGCCAGGAACUAAAUACAUCUGCAAGUUGCAAACUCCAGCCACCACAUUUUCUCACUGGAUGCUCAGUGAGACCAGGCUUGAGCACCGAGUUGAACAAAAAACCCAAAGCUUUUGUCUUUUUUUGCUUUUAUUCCUGCUGGCUGGAGUUGAAGAUGCUGAUCUCUGUUAGCGGGUCCAGUCCCUGACUUUUCCCAGCAGGGAGAUGUAGAAAUUCCUCAGAACCAGAAACAUUUUAGCAUCAUCUCUCACCAUCAGCUUGAUAGAAAAAGGCUUUAAAACUCACUCUGGUGUCUUAUUGAGCUCUAGGUGGCUUGGCUAAAGCACGUGUCCCUUAACUCUAGAUUGUACCUGAGUGUGCACAAUGGUUUGAUCUGCAGUGACUGUUUUGCUGUGGAUGGUUAUGGCUCUCCUUGGCUCACGGUACCACUUGAAGGGGUGAGGUGUUGAGGUUUUCCCCCAGGUGCUUGCGGGUUCCUUGGUCCGUGCUGCAGGUAGAGCUUCCUCCUGUGAGCUGUCUUUCUCCAGAACUACAGUGGUGGGUCUUUCCCUGGUGCUGCAGCUGUUGUCUGAGGUCUAGCGUAGGAUGGAGCUCCUGCAGAGCGUCUGGAGAGGGAAUGGUGACUGGGGGAAGGGAGAAAUCUGCUUCAGGGAGAAGGAUGAAAGGUGAAAUGUCUGGAGACAGCACAACUGUGCCUGGUGUCCCUGUGUGCGGGGCCUGUCCUGGCUCUUAAAGCUGAGGGUGAGAUGAAAUCCAGCAGCCGGUUUCUGCUGCUGUGUGUGUGUAUGUGUGUGAGCAGUUUGAGAUAGAAAGCUCUUUGCGUUUCCGGCUCUUUAUUACACACAGGGAGAUUAACUUUGGGUCACUGCCUGAGGCCGGGCCAGCUCCGAUCUUCAUUCCCAUCUCCAUCCCCACGCUCUGUAUGGUGCCAGCACAGCACAUCACACCUCAGCUCCUCCCCCCUCGCCCGCUCCAUCAGGUUCCGUGUGAGCUGUUCCCGUUGCGCUCGGUCCGUCCCGAUGAUCAAUAAAUGACGCUUGGACACUC
Molecule: messenger RNA, 4795 nt
Organism: Coturnix japonica (Japanese quail)
Lineage: Eukaryota; Metazoa; Chordata; Aves; Galliformes; Phasianidae
Gene: UHMK1
Product: U2AF homology motif kinase 1
Biological process (GO): regulation of protein export from nucleus; positive regulation of translational initiation; peptidyl-serine phosphorylation
Cellular component (GO): neuronal ribonucleoprotein granule; nucleus
Molecular function (GO): RNA binding; protein serine/threonine kinase activity; ATP binding
Source: RefSeq, a predicted model, not a curated record